Molecule: messenger RNA, 4466 nt
Organism: Nannospalax galili (Upper Galilee mountains blind mole rat)
Lineage: Eukaryota; Metazoa; Chordata; Mammalia; Rodentia; Spalacidae
Gene: Zcchc24
Product: zinc finger CCHC-type containing 24
Exons: 4
Coding region: 85-810 (241 amino acids)
Molecular function (GO): zinc ion binding; nucleic acid binding
Source: RefSeq, a predicted model, not a curated record
GCACAGGCUCCCCGGUGCCCGCCCCUCCGUCGGGAGGGGGGCGCGAGCGGGUGGCCGGGGAGGGGCCGGCACGGCCGCGGCAAAAUGAGCCUGCUGUCGGCCAUCGACACGAGCGCCGCCUCGGUGUACCAGCCCGCCCAGCUGCUCAACUGGGUCUACCUGUCGCUGCAGGACACGCACCAGGCUAGUGCCUUCGAUGCCUUCCGGCCCGAGCCGCCCGCCGGCGCCGCGCCCCCGGAGCUGGCCUUCGGCAAGGGCCGCCCGGAGCAGCUGGGCUCGCCCCUGCACUCCAGCUAUCUUAACAGCGUCUUCCAGCUGCAGCGCGGAGAGGCGUUGAGCAGUAGUGUGUACAAGACUGCCUCACCCUAUGGCUCCCUCAACAACAUUGCUGAUGGCCUCAGUUCCCUCACUGAGCACUUCUCAGACCUGACACUCACCUCUGAGGCCCGCAAGCCCAGCAAGCGUCCCCCCCCCAACUACCUGUGCCACCUGUGUUUCAACAAAGGACACUACAUCAAGGACUGCCCUCAGGCCCGUCCCAAAGGCGAAGGUCUGACACCUUACCAGGGCAAGAAGCGCUGCUUUGGUGAAUAUAAGUGUCCCAAAUGCAAGAGAAAAUGGAUGAGUGGGAACUCCUGGGCCAACAUGGGGCAGGAGUGCAUCAAGUGCCACAUCAAUGUGUACCCACACAAGCAGAGACCCCUGGAGAAGCCGGAUGGCCUGGAUGUGUCUGACCAGAGCAAGGAGCACCCACAACACCUCUGCGAGAAGUGCAAGGUCCUAGGGUACUACUGCCGUCGUGUGCAGUGACCUCCAUGCCACUGCAGCACCCCCCAGCUGCCACCUCCCCCUGUGCGUGUCCCCUUGCUUGAGGCAACUCACAAGUCUGCAGGCCUAGGUGGCGGAUUCUCACGUCCUUGUCUUGUGUGCUGACAAACAGUGUGGCUGACACACUCCGACAGAGACAGGGAGCUCAGAGCUCUGUACCAUGGGCCUGGGUUCUGUGGAGGUGCAAAGGCCAGCAAAGGUCUUGGUGUUCCUGGAGGCUCUCUUUCCCAGAGUCUCUUUGGGGGUGAGUGGCCUUGCAUUGGCCACAAGUACACUAAAUGAACUGUGAAUCCAGAGGCCUGGGGUGGGGGUGGGGGGCAUCCCUCCAAGACCAACCAGGCCCUCUCCCACCCAGAAACUUCCAACUUGCCUCUUCUGAAAAGCCCCUUUAGGGAAGUCCUGUUUCAGUACUAAUCAGCAGCUACAAGGGACAGACACCUGUUCUAGUAGCUGCUGGGGUAUGGGCCUCUGUUCCCACCCACAUUGAGCCCCAAAUCUGACCCCCCCCAGAUAUCACUGCUUUGCACCUGGGAGCUGUACACAGCUCCCCCUCCCCCACAAAUGAGACUGGUGGGCAGAGGGCAAGGUGGGGAGGUAUUGAACAGUAGACAGUGCUCCAAAACAUCCUAGGGACAUCGGGCUGCAACUCCCAUGACCCCUACCAGACACUGUCCCUGCAGGCUUAGUUAGAGUCUAUCAACUCUAGUUCUCCCUCUUCCCCUUGGCUUCCCAUCCAUGCCAAGGUGCCACCCAACAAGGCUGCAAGCUUGCUCUGGCAAGAAGGACCCAGAUCUGGCAUUCUGGAGCUGCCUCGGUUUCCCUAUUAAGUGAGAAAGUGGCACCAGAGAGCCAAGAGGCCUGUGAGUUCUGGUGUUUUAGAAGAAGGCUGGCUGGGUCCAGAACAUAGAGCUUCACUGAGAGAGAUGUCCCUAAACUGCCAGGUGCACUGCCCUCCAUACCACUGUCCCUGACUGACCACUUAGGAAGUCAGGCUGAGCAAUGCCAAAUCCUCCUCUACAGCCCCCCUUGCCUGAUGUCCCCAUCCUCUGUGAAGACAGAAGAGGACCUCCUCCUCUCCCAGGUCUCCCAAGUUCCCUCACACUCAGCAAGUCUAAGAUGAGCCACAGAACCUCUCCUUUGGAAAAUGGAGACUAUGACUUCCUACUUCCUGUUGGGGCAGAGAGGUCUCUUGGCAUGUCACAUGGCCCAGGGGGAUUACUGUCCUGGCUAGCCUCAACAGUACACCCCCAACCCUGUGACAAGCCACACUUAACCCUCCUCUUCUGGGAGGAGAGAACUGGCUGCAAGGACUGAGUCCCUUGACUUUGCCCCAACACUAUGCCUCUAUGAAAAAAAAAAAUCAGACCAUAAAACAGGCCUGAAAUUCAAUGUUUACCACGGCUCAAGGGCACCCAUUGUGGUAUCCAAUUGCCCUUUGUUUUCAAAUGAAAAUGCUUUGUACAACUGAGGAGUUACAGUGAAGUGUUAACCUAGGGUCCAGAGAGUGAGUGAAGGAGAUGGAGCAUGUCAGCAGUCAUCAGGCUGCAGGGUAGAUUUCCAGAGGCUAUCCUCUGAGCACUUAACAAAAGAGUAUUUUUGGCAGUUCAUACUUCUAACUGACACCCAUGAAAAAUGGCAUGCUGGGCUGUAGACUGUGAGUACCUAGCCACCUCUGGGAACUAUCACCAAGGACUGCCAAGCCCAACUGCUGUGCUGAGGUGAGCUGGGUGACCUCAGAUCAAGCCUUCUGUCCCCAGGAAGUUGUUUCUGUCAGUCAUCCCACUGGGCCUCUUAAGAGAAUGUUUACAGCGGUGGGCAGUGUGCUUGUCUCCUUUAUGAGGACAAGCUGGGCAUGGGCACCCUGGGUCAAAGACUCAAAGAGUCAGGUUCCAGACUGCCGGAGGCCAGAGCCUGCAGGAGGUAGGACAUCACCUUUAUGGUCACUGCCCUGACAUCAGUACAUGGCCAGCCCCUCUUGCCUGGGGAAGUUCCUCUGUGGUCCUGCCUUGUAAUCCUCUGACUGGAGCUUCCUGAGACCAGAAAAAAAAAUACCACUACUUAGGCUGGGUAAUGUGAGAAUUAAGUGCUCAGAGGGCCUGGGGGUAAGAAAGUUGUGUGGUUUUAGUAUGUUCAAAAGGGACAAUCGCUUGCAGUCGGUAGAUCUAGCGAUCUAGCUAAGAGAGAAUGGGGUUUACCCCUUAUGAAGUAUUCAAUAGCUCUACUUGUGAAUUUGUAUUUAUUUUGAGUUAUACUUGACACAGAAUUCCUCUUAUAAAAAAAAAAACAAAAAUGCUAUGUAUGUAUUUUGGAAAAAAAUUCAUAGAUGUUAAAUUUUCUGCAUGGUUACCAGUUUUUCGUACAACACUGAAUUUGGGAGCUUCUCCAAAAAAAUGUCUUCAUAGUAAUUUUUUUUGUCUGUAUAUAUUUGAGGGUCUUUUUUAAAAAAAAAGAAAAAGAAAAAAGAAAAAUAGGAUUGCUUGAUACUUUUGAAAUUUAAAACAACAACAAAAGAGGCAUUUUUAAAACGUCAGCGCAUUUAGAAAGGCAAUCCAAUAUCAGAGAUUUCUGGAAGUGUUUUGCAAGUCUUCUGGGUUGAGCUGUGAGAAAAUAUUUAUGGUGAGAACUGCUCUCUUUUUUCCUGUUAGUUUUUUUUUUUUUUUCCUCUAUGCUUUGGUCUGUAAAAAGUAUGCAACUGAACUACAGUAAAAAGGAAAUAUUGUCUACAUAGAAUUAUUAUAUGAAGUUGGUACAUAAUUCUAAUCAGGAAAAAAAACCUUUGUAAUCCUUUAAGCUAUGUUGUUUUUCUAUAUUGUUUUCCUUGGAUGAAAAUAUCAGUAUUAAGUAGCCAGCCUAUUAUUCCAGUGUUUAGACUUCUUAAGAUGCUCUUGUCUUGUAUUUAUACAUUUGUGUAUUUUGGAAAGUAUUACUUUUUCUAGGGGAGCUAUUCGUAGAUACAUAGCAAAAAAGGGAAUGGUGAUUCUUUGUGCCUCCUCCUCAGAGGUUGAUACCCAGCAUUGUAGUCCAUUUUCCUGCACCUUCUUAUCUUGUUAUUACGGUUUUAUUAAUUUUGUAGGGGAGGGGCAGGGAAUGGGCAAAAGAAGAGGAAGCAUUGGAUGAAUCGGUCCUCGGUGGUCUGCCAUCCCAUGGGCCUUGUCAGCGGGACCCAAGGAGGUGCAAGGAAGCAGGAAGCAGGUUUCCUUCCUUCUUCACCAAGCCAUGCCUCCCAGCACCAUGCUGUUUGAACUUGGAUCUGUCCAGCAGAGCCCUUACACCUGUCCUCUAGCAUCUAAUGAACUUGAGUCUACUUUAAACAAACAUCUAAUCCAACCUCAUUACAUCGUAGCCAGAGCAGCAACUAAUGCUGAAGUAAGGGGUAAUGCAGCCUUCUGGCCAACUUCCCUAUCCCACCCAUGUGGUGACUGUGUCCUGUAUCUGUUCAUGUGUGUUCGUCCAGCUAGGAAGACAAACAGAACCCGUGGGCCCCGCCUGGAAGGUGUGUGGAGAAGGCUCCAACUUCCCCGAAGGGCCGGCCUCAGGGUGGCAUUCCGUUGUGUGCCUUAUUCCUGGAGACUCUGUAUACGGCUUGCCUAUAAAAAUAUAGCCUUUCCAAGCUGUAUUAAAAGGACUUUGGAAAGCAG